Stegostoma tigrinum is the source of this 5256-nucleotide messenger RNA. RefSeq names its product mutL homolog 3 (E. coli) (gene mlh3). The transcript is spliced from 12 exons. Gene Ontology annotation, cellular component: mismatch repair complex. Lineage: Eukaryota; Metazoa; Chordata; Chondrichthyes; Orectolobiformes; Stegostomatidae. Bases 33 to 4847 code for a protein of 1604 amino acids. Gene Ontology annotation, biological process: mismatch repair. Gene Ontology annotation, molecular function: ATP-dependent DNA damage sensor activity; ATP binding; mismatched DNA binding. The record is from RefSeq and is a predicted model, not a curated record.
CCUAGUGGCGAUGGGUCGAGCCUACGGCGGGAAUGGCAGACCGAGCGGUGGCCGAGGAGCGUGGCCGGCUUCGGCUGUUGGCGGCCGACACUCAGGCCGCUCUGCGCUCCGGGGUGGCGGUGCCCUCUCUCGCCCGGUGCCUCGAGGAGCUGCUCCUCAACAGCCUGGAGGCCGGCUGCGGCUGCGCGGCCGCUCGUGUGAACGCGCAGGCUGGGCGCGUGCAGGUGGCCGAUAACGGGGCGGGCCUGGAGCGCGCGGCCCUGGAGCUGGCGGGCACGCGCUACUGCAGUGGGAGUGGGAGUGGGGGUGAUCCUAGGUAUACGUGUGUUCCCAGGGCAGGUGGUGGCCCAGGGGGUGGUGGUGGUCAAGGGAGGGGUGGUAGUGACCCAGGAUGGGGUGGUGGCCCAGGGAGCGAUGGUGGUGACGGCCCAGGCGGUGGUGGUGGUCCUGGGAACCGGGGUUGGAAAUGUCCCAAGGGAGAAGACGAUGGUGAUCCCAGCUACCUUGACCUGCCAGGGCCUGGCGCCCGCGGUGAGGCCCUGGCCAGCAUUGCUCACCUGUCAGGACUGCUGGAGAUAGUGAGCAGGCCGCAGGGCUCCAGUGGGACCUGGGUGAAACUAUUCCGCAAUGGGCAUGCCCGGCCGGUUUGUGAGGCUGAGACGGGGAGGCCGAGUCCCGGAACCACUGUCACCGUCUGCAACCUUUUCUACCAGUUGCCAGUGAGGCAGCGCCGCCUUGGUCGGCCCCUGGAGUGGGAGCAGAUCCGCCGCCGAGUGCAGGCUCUGAGCUUUCUCUACCCUGGGGUCUCGUUCACUGUACGUGAUGAAGCCUCGUCUGCGGCUGGAGGCUCGUUGGUGGUGAGGCUUCCCAAAGUCAGUAACCUUCAGGCCCGCUUUGCUCAGAUCCAUGGCUCUCAGCAGGCAGCAACGCUAUGCUGUAUCCAGCACUCAUCCAAUGGUUUCCAGCUGAGUGGCUUCAUCAGCCGUCAGGGCCACCACAGCAAAGCCCAGCGACUGGUCUUUGUCAACCGGCGACUGGUGCUUAAAACCCGUAUCCACAAGGAGCUGGACUCACUGUUGAGGCGACACAGCUUAAUCUGUCAGCCUGAACCUGGCACUGGGCCCCGGGGAGGCUCUGAUCUUCACCCUGUCUAUAUCAUCAACAUCAACUGCAACCGUAGCCAGUAUGAUGCCUGCUGGGAGACAAACAAGACCUUGCUAGAGUUCACUGACUGGAAUCUUUUGCUGAGUUUGCUGGAGGAGGGGGUCCAGGCCUUCUUGCGACAGGAACAGUUACUGGUUGACCCCACAGAGGAGCAGAUUCCUGUCCCGCUCCCUGUUGCUGGCUUGGACUUCAGGUUCUCACAUGAAAGAGUAGCAGUGCUGUCCAAAUCAGUCCAUCGUCUGGUAGUGGUUCGAAACAUUCCAAGGUUGGCAGCACAUUCCGAACCCUGUGAUGCUGUCUGUCAGGGGCAAGUCUGUGACGACAUCAAACAUCCAGCCUUGCAUGGUCAACAGAGUGGCCUGUCCUGCAUUAAAUCCCCAAGGCACAGCCUUCGUUCUGCAUAUCAAGAAACAGCCACAAGUGACAAGUCUCCAUUGGAAAAGGAGGGAAGCAUUUUGCUCAGAGACCUGAGUACAUCAGCCAGCUCUCGGACACAAUCAACACAGCAAGCACAGCCUGGCACAGCUCUUUGCCUCCUCACAACUGCCAAUGAGAAUAGGACCUUGUCUGUCACUGAAAGCCCCGUACAAGAGGAGAAGCAAGCAAAGGUGGGGAUCGGAAAGCAGGCAGGGGUACCACAGAGGGAGCGGGGGAGGGAGUCACUGGGGGAGCAGGCAGGGGAAUCACAGGGGGAACAGCUGAGGGAGUCACUGGGGGAGCAGGCAGGGGAAUCACAGGGGGAACAGCUGAGGGAGUCACUGGGGGAGCUGGCAGGGGAAUCACAGGGGGAACAGCUGAGGGAGUCACUGGGGGAGCAGUCAGGAGAAUCACAGGGGGAACAGCUGAGGGAGUUGCAGGGGGAGCAGGCAGGGGAAUCACAGGGGGAAGAGGUGAGGGAGUUGCAGGGGAAGCAAGCAGGAGAUGUGGGGCAGGUGGGGGAAUCCCGAAGAGAGCAGGCAGAAGAGGGGGAGCAAAUGAGAGAAAGGGAGCAGAUGGGGGAUCCAUGUGAGAAGCAGGCUGGAGAAUCACAGGGGAAUCAGUGGGUGGAGGAGCUGUGUGGGGAGCAGGAAGUUGAGGUGGAAUGGCAGAAGGACGGGGUGCUGCGGGGAGUAAAGAUGGUGGAAUUGAGUACGACUGGUCUCAUAACCCACAUUGUCCCCAGAAAAACAAUAGAAGUAGGCACUGUAAGUGUUAGCUCUUCAGACUGGAGUCAUGUCCAUCGUCCGGGUCCAGUGAGUGCUUGGGAGAUUCUGAAUGAAAGGAAGAGAAAGGGAGAUGGACAGCUCCUGCCUGAUGACCGAGUGCUCUCAAACAUAUGUCAGAAAAGUGGGAGAGAUAUUCCCCGAGGUUCUGUGACUGACUGUCAGAAAAUUCAGGAUACUCAUCAGCCUCACCAUACAUCUGAGACCUUUGCAGAAUCAAUGAUAAUCUCUCAGAAGAUGAAUUUACCACAAUAUCUCACCAGUUUGGAGAACAGAACUCCUGUCAACUGUGAGCCCAUGUGUUGUCAGGCGAGAUUCCACAGAAAGCUGGGCAUGUCUCUAAUAACUGGAUCUCUGGAUGUAUUUCGGAGAAACUAUGGGAAAAUCAAUGAUGACCAGGAUGGUGGAGGCUCUUCUCAAGGCAGUGCACCUAUUCAGGACAGUACUGGUGAAGCAACCAAAAGGCCAUCACUGUUUAAUGUGACUGAAACCCCAGGAACAGAGAGGCUACACCAAAACACCAGUAUCGGAUUUACUGGUUCUGUAAUUAGUGACCAGAGUGAGAGUUUGCAGCUUAAUCAGUGUGAUUGCCAUAGUCUUUUAAGGAAUUUGCAUUCAGUUGGAACUUUCCCAGUUACUGGUCGUGUGGCCAGGGCACAUGCCACUCCGUUUACAAUGCCUGGUUAUUCACAAGCCAAACAAACCUCUCCAGUUAGCAAGGAGCCUCGAAGAACCCUUGCUGCAAAAUUGUCCAAGUUAAAGGACCUUAAUAAAGGACAUGCUGCUGAUGAGAAAAGGGAAGAAUCCAAAGCAGGAAGUUCCCUCAGCUCUCGCCAACCUUGUGAGAGUUUCAAUGACCUUCUUCAGCCAGAACAGCAGUGUGCAAAACCUCCAACUCUACAGCAAGCACACUCAGCUGUUCCGGUGAACUCUGAAAAUUGUCCCCUUCGAGAAAGGGGAAUGAGUGAGGCAGACUGGCAGGAAGACAGCAUCGGUGCAACAAUUGAGAGAGCCCAAUUCCUGAGUAACAGUAGCUCUUGUCUUGAUAAGUUGCCUUGGCCCGCAGUUGAUGAAAGAACUGAUAAUGGAACAGAUGCUCACUCUGGUCUCCAACCUGCAGACCAAUCUCAAGAUGACAGAACAAGUUCUGUAAAUUUGAACCCACUUAUAAGUGAUUCUGUAGCCACGCAGAAAAUGUCAGAACCAGUUUAUAUCCAAACUAACUCAACAGAUGCUGAACAAUUUCUGAGAAGUUGUGCCGAGGCCAGUAAAGAUCGAAGUGAUCCAUUGAAAAGUUUCUCUUCGGACUGGUUGCAGUACUUUGAUGGAUCCCUUGGGAAGAUGGUGUAUGUAAAUAGCAUGACUGGACUGAGUAGCUAUGAUGUCCCACCAGAUGUCCAGGCAGAAGCAGCUUGCGUGAAAGACUUCACAACAAUGCCAGUUAAUGUUCUCACUAAGACUGGUUUCCAAUACCAGUGUUAUCCAUUCCGCAGCCAUUGUCUUAUCCCUUUCCUGCCACGGCCACGUGAAGAGAGACAGAAAGACAGAAGCGGUACCCAGUCAGGAUCAAGUGAUUCUCUGCAGUCACUGUUCCGGGAGUGGACAAAUCCAGUCUUUCUUCGUCCUCCAGAGGUUGCCGUUGAUGUUAGCAAUGACCAGGCUGGCAGUUUGGCAGUGAAGAUUCACAACAUCCUGUUUCCUUAUCGCUUCACCAAAGACAUGAUUGGCUCAAUGCAGGUGCUUAACCAGGUGGACAAUAAGUUCAUUGCUUGUUUGAUAGAAACAAGAACCAAUAGAGAAGCACCAACAGGGGGUAAUCUGCUGGUGUUGGUUGAUCAGCACGCAGCUCAUGAGAGAGUGCGUUUGGAACAGUUGAUUUCUGAUUGCUAUGAGAGGAUGCCAGAUGCUGCUGGUCAGAGGAGGCUGUGUAGCUCAACUGUAUGUCCCCCAAUGGAGCUCAGUUGCACCCAGGAUGAAAUUAGGCUUUUACGCAGGUUGUACAGGAAACAGCUGGAAGCUGCUGGGUUGCAGGUAGAAUUUUGUGAUGCCAAGAAUCCUGUGAUAUUGAUCAAAAAGGUGCCGGCCUGUUUUAUAGAAAAAGAAGCCAAUGAAGUUCGAAGAGGACGGCAUCCGGUCACGCAGACCAUCCUGAAGGAGUUCUUUCAGGAACAGAUUGAGAUGUUUCAGUCAACUGGAGGAUUCCAAGGUGUGCUGUCACGGACAGUGCUGAAGGUAUUGUCCUCACAGGCCUGUCAUGGUGCUGUGAAAUUUGGUGACGUACUCAAUGUGGAAGAAUGUAAAAGCCUCAUGGACUCACUUGCUGGCUGUGACCUGCCCUUUCAGUGUGCUCAUGGAAGACCCUCCAUACUACCUCUGGUGGAUCUGGAUCACCUGGUGGUGGAAAAAGAGGUCCAUCGCAGACCAAACUUACAGAAGCUGCAGCAGUUAAACAAGACCAGGUUCAACAGUGGAAGCACUUAAUUGGUUGUGGCAACAGUCAGGAUCUCUUGGCGGGUGGAAUUUUACCUGAGGGUCUUUGCAAUGACCAGUACUCCGCCAUCACUUACUCAUCGCCUGCACUCGGUUUCCUGGUGGUACCUGAUAUGAAUUGGAUAUAGCGCCAUCUAAACACAACUGGCCCUGCGCAUCUUCUGCCUGAUAGACUGAGUCGGGAAUAGCAACGGAGUCUAUUGAAGUUUUUGACAUCAGGCUUUACCAUCUGGAAUAGCACGAACUGUGGCCACUUUCACUUUCAAUGGUACCUGGGAGCAGGACUCCCCUUUGUGCCUGGGAACUGUCAGCUGCUCUCACAGCAAGCCCUUGUCUUAUGCACGUUCCACCACUCCUACUUAUUUAUUGAAUAAAUAGUUUGUUAAUAUAAAAGAUUAAA